AUCUCCGCCCCUUUCUGUCCUCGGGUCUCUUCUACCAAAAAGCCGGAAAAUGGCGGGCGUUCUUACCAAGGUUUCCCGUAUCGUGUCAGCUUCGCAGUCGACCCUGCGGCAAGCUCCUGCUGCCCUUGGCUCUACAGCGUCCCUUCAGCACAGAAACUAUGCCUCAGGAAAGCGUAUUGAGGUGGCUAACCCUGUGGUGGAACUGGAUGGAGAUGAGAUGACCAGGAUCAUCUGGGACAUGAUCAAACAGAAGUUGAUCUUCCCCUACAUCAACGUGGACUGUAAAUACUACGACCUGGGUCUGCCCUACCGCGACCAGACUGACGACCAGGUCACCAUCGACUGUGCUGAGGCCAUCAAGAAGUACAACGUGGGCAUCAAGUGUGCAACCAUCACCCCAGAUGAGGAAAGGGUUGUAGAGUUCGACUUGAAGCAGAUGUGGAGAUCCCCCAAUGGAACGAUCCGUAACAUCCUGGGUGGAACAGUGUUCCGCGAGCCAAUCAUCUGCAAGACCGUACCCCGCCUUGUUCCCGGCUGGACGCAGGCCAUCGUCAUUGGCCGUCACGCUCACGGCGACCAGUACAAGGCCACGGACUUCGUGGCGGAGAAGGAAGGGAAGUUUGAGAUGGUGUUUACCCCCUCUGACGGCAGCGAACCAACCAGAAUGGAGGUGUUUGACUUCAAAAAUGGAGGUGGCUGUGGCAUGGGCAUGUACAACACUGAUGAGUCCAUCACAGGGUUUGCCCACAGUUGUAUGCAGUAUGCCAUCAACAAGGGCUGGCCUCUCUACAUGUCCACCAAGAACACCAUCCUGAAGAGAUACGACGGCAGGUUCAAGGACAUCUUCGAGGACAUCUACCAAAAACAUUACAAGAACGACUUUGAGUCGCGGAAGAUCUGGUACGAGCACCGUCUGAUUGAUGACAUGGUUGCCCAGGUGCUGAAGUCGUCCGGAGGGUUCGUGUGGGCCUGCAAGAACUACGAUGGAGAUGUGCAGUCUGACGUGGUCGCUCAAGGAUACGGUUCCCUGGGACUGAUGACCAGUGUCCUGGUGUGUCCUGAUGGUAAGACCAUCGAGGCCGAGGCUGCCCACGGCACUGUGACCAGACAUUACCGGGAACACCAGAAGGGAAACCCAACGAGUACCAACCCCAUCGCCAGCAUCUUUGCCUGGACAAGAGGUCUGGAGCACCGGGGUAAACUGGACGGGAACCAGGAUCUAGUCAAGUUCUGCCAGACCCUUGAGCAGGCCUGUAUUGACACAGUGGACUCUGGGAAGAUGACCAAGGACUUGGCUGGAUGUGUCUACGGAGGCAUGGCCAAUGUAAAGCCAGGCCAGUACCUGUACACCAUGGACUUCCUGGAGGCUAUAGAGGAAGAACUGAAGAGGAAGAUGGGCAACUAGUGUGAACCAAACAGUGCUUCAUGUGGAACAGUUCAUGUCACAAGGGACUGUAGUGCCGAACCAUGUGUGUUGUAUGCAGUGUAUACUAUAUUGGGAGAACUCCAAAUAAAAGUUCUGUACCGUGUACCGCCUCAAUUAAAUUAGCAAAAACCCGAAAAACACAUGAAAGUAAAGCAAUAGAGGAGA
This is a messenger RNA of Branchiostoma belcheri (Belcher's lancelet), 1591 nucleotides long. Its product is annotated as isocitrate dehydrogenase [NADP], mitochondrial-like. Gene Ontology annotation, molecular function: magnesium ion binding; NAD binding; isocitrate dehydrogenase (NADP+) activity. Gene Ontology annotation, cellular component: mitochondrion. The coding region runs from base 50 to 1405 and encodes 451 amino acids. Gene Ontology annotation, biological process: isocitrate metabolic process. The transcript has 12 exons. Lineage: Eukaryota; Metazoa; Chordata; Leptocardii; Amphioxiformes; Branchiostomatidae. The record is from RefSeq and is a predicted model, not a curated record.